This is a messenger RNA of Onychostoma macrolepis, 1326 nucleotides long. Its product is annotated as SLAM family member 9-like. The coding region runs from base 1 to 966 and encodes 321 amino acids. The record is from RefSeq and is a predicted model, not a curated record. The transcript is spliced from 4 exons. Lineage: Eukaryota; Metazoa; Chordata; Actinopteri; Cypriniformes; Cyprinidae.
AUGAAAAAGCCCUAUCGCCCAUCAAUCUUAAACGGGUUAAAGGAACGGUUAGAAGACCAGUUUCAGAAGAACGAAGGUCACGUGUUGGAAUAUAAGGAAUUAAAAGCUCAGACAAAUAUUGAGGUGCCAACCCAUGUAAAGCCUUCUAUUUAUUUUUACUUCAACAAGAACUUCAAUGCAACUGAAAAACUCUCUGUUACAGAUGCAGUGAAGGCAAAGUCAGUGUCGGUGAUAGCGGGAGAUUCAGUCACUCUAAACACAGAUGUUACUGUACUGCAGGCAGAUGUUCUGAUAACAUGGACAUUUGGAAAUCCAGAAACUCAAAUAGCUGAAAUCUAUAAAAAGGCUGUGAGCUUAUCUCCAUCUGAUGUUCUUGAUGGGAGAUUCAGAGACAGACUGAAGCUGGAUCAGACUGGAUCUCUGACCAUCACAGACACCAGAACCACAGAUUCUGGACUUUAUAAAGUAAACAUCAAAGGCAACACAGAGACCACAUACAGAUUCAAUGUUACUGUCUAUGCUCGUCUGCUUGUUCCUGUCAUCAGCAGUAACUCUUCACAAUGUUCUUCAUCAUCAUCGCAGCAGAAUUGUUCAUUGUUGUGUUCAGUGGUGAAUGUGAGUCAUGUGACUCUCUCCUGGUACAAAGGAAACAGUUUAUUGUCCAGCAUCAGUGUGUCUGAUCUCAGCAUCAGUCUCUCUCUACCUCUGGAGGUGGAAUAUCAGGAUAACAACACCUACAGCUGUGUGCUCAACAAUCCCAUCAGCAACCAGACGAGACACCUGGACAUCAGUCAACUCUGUCACACAUGUGCAGAAGUCCACAUCUAUUGCUGUGGUUUUGCUGAAGCUGUGAUCCGAUUGGCCGUCUCUGCUCUGGUGGGUGUGGCUACUGUGGCUGUUCUGGUUUAUGACAUCAGAUCCACAAGAGGAGGAGACAAGAAGCAGAUAUCAUACAUAUUAUCAUGACAUAUCUUCAAGUUCUGUAAAGAUUAAAAUAUAUACAAAGAUUUAAUUUCAAAUACAGUUAUCAAUAAUAUCAACAAGAGGAUAGGUAUCAUUUGUUUUAUACUGUACUUUGAUUAAUCGUAUUAUUCUCAUCAUAGAAUGUUGUUUAUGCUUUGUGUAGUGUAUAGUUGUAUUUAAAUGUCUGAUCUGAAUAGAUUAAAUAUUAUAGUGCAAUCUGUGAUGUUUGAUGACCUCUAGCGUUCAGUUUGAGGAACUGCAGACACAUUUCACGCCGGUAUGAUGCGGUUUGGGCUUCAUGAGUAGGCUACUGCAAGUAUUUAAGCUAAUAUGUGAACCAAAAAGAGAGUCUAAUAAAGUGAC